AUGAACUCAACGUUCACAGCAAAUGUACCAUUUCAUUACGAUGAAGUUACGCACAAGUGGUGCAACAUCAAGUCAUAUUUCAGUUCAGAGAAGCAGAGGAUGGACAAGGCAAAGAGAAGCGGUGCCGGCGGAGACGAAAACGUACAGACCAGCUGGAAGUUCUAUGAAGCUUUGAAAUUCCUACAACAUGUGAAUGAGCAUACACCAUCAGUGAAUAAUUUUAAUAAGUGGAGUUUGCAGAACCUGGACCCUGAUCCCAAUCCAUCGCGUAAGCUUGGGGAGCAACUGCAGCCUGCAGAAUGUUUCGAUCCAGGCUUUGACUCAGAGUCAUCCUUUUCACUCAUCGAAGACAACACAGAGUUCAUUACAAUUACCCCUCUUGCAAUUACAAGUAACAGCAGUAUCCAGUCGCUCGCAAGAUACUAA
Rhagoletis zephyria (snowberry fruit fly) is the source of this 426-nucleotide messenger RNA. RefSeq lists its product as uncharacterized. NCBI's taxonomy places the organism in Eukaryota, Metazoa, Arthropoda, Insecta, Diptera, Tephritidae. The record is from RefSeq and is a predicted model, not a curated record.